This is a messenger RNA of Pocillopora meandrina, 7202 nucleotides long. NCBI's taxonomy places the organism in Eukaryota, Metazoa, Cnidaria, Anthozoa, Scleractinia, Pocilloporidae. The record is from the annotation of a GenBank genome assembly.
AUGUCCUUCAAAGAAGCUGUGGAUACUCCCAAUGAAGUAAUUACAGUUCUUGCUAGCGCAGAAGACGAAGAAGCUCUGGUAAAAGUUGCGAAGAUCUAUAACGACAUUGUUGAAGAGCGAUCGCUACAGCAGGAAAGUGUCAAGACGACCUUGCGGGCCCUAAGUAAAAUAUUAGCGAAGAACGAGGAGGAGGAAAAAGCUUUGAGAGUCGAUGAAAAACUGCCGGCAAUAGAGAAGCUGCAAGUUGAAAAAGAUACCACUGUAAAGCACAUCGAAAAACUGGAGGCCGAUGUCAAAGUCUUCGAGAAGAAUAUUACUGAAAAAGAGGCAGAAAUGAAGGAAUGGACAGAGAAGGCCGCAGAAGUGAAAACCGAUCGAGUGGAAGUUCUUCCGCAAACGAAGUACAAUUUCAGCCUGUAUACAAACGUGAGCCAUAUAAGAUGGGAUUAUGAAUGCGACGAUGACCAAGUUAAAGGAUUUAUUGCGAACUUAAACGAUGUCAAACCAUUCUGUUUCAGUAAAAGUGAAAAAACCAAAUACGAUAUUGUUAACGCCUUGUGGGAACUUUUGGAUGGCUGACUCUAUGUUGACGGGGAAUGAAAGAAAACUCAUCCUUGGAAUAUAUAUAUGUUAUAAGCGUAUGAUGUUUUUAGACAAUUUUAGAGAAUGUUUUUAGCGUGUUUGUUGUGAAAUAUUAACAAUAUUUUAUUUCACUGUUAAUUUUUCAGCAAGGAAUUAUUUACAUGCAUUGACUAUGCAGGCUUCCCGGUUGUGUCCUCGUGUACCGGUACACAAAGGAAGGAAACAUUAACGAACUGCGUCAUAACUCCAUGUAUGGUUAUGAAAACAAAAGGAAUCUCGUGUACCGGUACACCAGGACAGCCCCGGCUUCCCUAUUGUUGUAGACAUUACUUUUCCUAAUAGCAUAUAUACGUAUAUAAAAGCAAUGUCUCCGAACAUAAGUUUGAAAGUAAAAGCAAUUGUCAUUAUUUACCAAGCCUGAGGCCUUGUUCAAGCGAUUGUCAGAAAAAAACGUAACUUUUAUUUAUUUCUUUGCUUCCAACUUGUCACAAAGCUUAUAACAAAGACACAAACUGGUACAAAGAAUGAUUAAGGUUAUCAUGUAAACUGCCUAUGAAAGAAGAAAUGCUUUUUGUUAAUGUAUGUUACCAAGGUGUUAAAUAGGCUUAAAGUGUUUGACCAGAAAUUAUUUGCAGGACUGCUGCUACAAUCACCUUUCACAUGGUGAUUAUGUAGAGAUAUGCAGCUGUAAUGAACCAAUCAGAUCUGGAGAAUCUUGGUAAUCACCUGACCAACUAUACCAAGUGCUUAUGGCUACAAAAAAAGCCUUUUAAACUUAAUAUGAUUUUUAUGUUUUGUAUAAACACAAAAAGAAAUAAAUCAGACCCUCCUACGAUAGCAAGGCGUCAAAUGUGCUCCUCAGUUGUGAGAUUCCAAGCAGAACUUCACAGGGACUAGGCAGAGGGAGGGGCUGGGGGGGGGGGCCUUUAGUCCCCCCACUUUUUUGAAAAAAUAAAAAUAAAUUGAACAAAAAGUAAUUUUAAAUAAUUUUAUGUAAUUUUACAACCUGGAAUUCUCUUGGAUUCAGCUGAGUUUUGUGUGCGGGCUCCCUCAGUCUGUGACAGGAUUUUGGUGUAGAGACAAGGUAAAGAGCAUGCUAAAAAAAUGCUCUCCUUAUCAUGCCCUUUAUCCCUAGGGAAUUCACCUUUUCGAAGGGCAAAUCCCCAGUGAUGAGGUGGCAUUCCUUUCCCUCUUUACUCUUACCCAAAUUUUGUUGGUCUCCAGCCUGUGCUGUGCCCUUAGUAAAUAGGAGCAAGCGGUGCAUGAAAAUUGGCAGGAUUUAUUAUGAUGGUCAAUUUAAAUUAUCACCUGAGUUGACAAUGAUCGAUUAUCUUGUUAUACUCUCCCACUGACACAGUGCCACAGUUUCUAGAAACUUCUCCCUAUAUUUAAUUACAACCACAAUUUGUUGUCUGCCAGCUUUUUCACCCACCCGCAAAGAAGAAACACUUGAACAGGCUAGCUUGCCCUCACAGACCGAGCACUUGUAACAAGCUUAUAUUUUAUUAGACCACUUCACCUUAUGUAAACUCUUCAUAAAUCACUGUAAAUCAUACCUUCGCCAAGUGUCAAAAUAAUGACAUUAACCAUGAUUGAAAUAACACUCUCAAGGAUUGAGGAUUGCAUCAGAGCCUAAAACAAUCAAUCUGGGAUAAAACCAAUUUUCCAUGAUAUAUGCAAAUGAAACGCAAAUAGACUUAUGGGAAAUCCGGAAAUCUCAUUGGUUAAGCUUCAAAGUCAAUAAUCUGAGAACUUGGAUUUUUUUUCUCUUUCACUUUUUUAAUCACUCAUCUAGGUCCUACUCUGGGAGCUAGUUACAGUAUCAACUUAAUCGACUUAGACUCUACUAAUUAAAGCCUCUAGAGGUAUUCUUCAUAGAACAGAAUGGUAGAAGAGAAACAAUAAGAUUUUUUGGAAUCAGACUUUAGAACAUAAGCUUCUUAAAGAGUUGAGAACGCAGAUUAGGUAAUUAAAAAACAACACUGAUUUUCAAUACAUGUCUUAUCUCUCGUUCGUGGUCAAAAAACAGCAGAAAAAAAUCAACAACUUCUGCUCUCAGUGAUAUUAGGUAAUGAGAAAAACAUUCAUUUGAUGUGGCGCCAAUCCCUGGAACAGGUAUCGAGUGCGGAACGUGAUAACGCGCGAAUUUUCAGUAACUCAAGGGAAAAUGAGUCCAAACCAGAAAGUCAAACAACAACAAGAGUUUGUGGCACGCAAACGCCUGAUCUCUCGACUGAAGCUGAAAGAUAAAACAAAUGCCGUCUGUUCAGAGCAAUUAAAUUGACGAGAGCAACAGCCCGUUCGUGUAAUUGACGCACACCUUUAAAAAGUCUCGCACGCAAAAGGCGAUAAUCACGCACGCAAUUUCAAUUGAAUUGAAUUGACUAGGGAAGAAACUCCUCUUAAAAUCUUUGCAUGUUUGGCUUUAUCUGAAGUGAAACGAGAAUUUUUUUUGCAUCAGAACAUGCUGAGACAUUUAUUUCUGAAACGGUAGUGAACGAGGCGGCAGACAGAAAUAGCGGGAAGAUCAAACGGCGGUGUCGAGCUGAGUUGAAGAAGCGCGGAUACCCGUACCCUACCUUCAGAGGUUUCACGUAAGUGGCUGCCGAUGGUGUAAAAGCGGCUGUCUCCGGAAAAGGGGCAAUAAGGAGAACCCUAAUAGCUUUCUUUUAGGCUAAAUUAACAGAUGGCGAUAAGAGGUCUUACAGGCGGUGGGAGAAGACCGGUAACCGGCUUAAGUCUAACAUUGUCAGAGAAUCACAGCCCGGCCAGGGAUGAAAAGAGGUCGAUCGACAUUGCAGCUUCUUAGUCGCGACCCCACAGACAGUCAGUCAGUCUGCGAAAACAAGAGGCUAAUUCUAAUUUGGGGUGUCUUUUUUGUCUGUUUUCUCCUGUUUGUUUGCUCUCGGUAAUAAUAGUAGCUGAGACAUAACAUUUCCACGAAGUGGAGGAACUGUCGAUUCCACCAGACAGAACCUGGCAUGUCUUCCUUUCCUUACCUCCAGUUCUGAACUAUUUUGAAAAGAAAAAGACAAAACAAUACACAGUUAAUAAAAAAUUCAAGUGUCAUUUUGACACCUGAAGUAUACAUAAUUAGAAAAAAGAGGUUUGUGCAAUAUAAAUUCCACCCACGUUCGGGUUAUGAAACGAAAUUUGCAGGCAAGCAUUGGUGCCUUGAUCUGUAUUUAUUACACGCUGAGACAUUCUUCUUUGAUCUUCUAGUUCUAAUCUAGAGAUUGAAUGUUUCAGUUCCGUCUAAAAUUGAUUUUAACGCUGUAAAAAUCCGUGACUGAGCCAACAUCUGUGAUUAAUAUUUAAAAAAAAUUGUUAGAGAGGAAGAAAACAGUAUCAGGAAAUUAAAAUAAAACAGUAUUUUUCUGAAGUUCAUGAACGAAAAUAAAACUAAUUGGUUGUCUGUAGAGUAGUGCCCGACUUGGAUUUUUGUACAGAAAUUGUUUGUACGCACAAUCAGACUGAUUUGAUGUCAUCAGAAAGAAGAAUAAAACAAAAACAAAACCAAAAAUUGAACAAAAAACAGUAACAAAAAAAAAACACUAAUAGGCUUAUGUUAUCUAUACAUGCGUUCAAAUGCAAAACACGUUAUUGAUAUACUUGAAUCUCACGUCGCUGUCGAUGAAUGGUAUGUAAACACUAUAUUUAUCUUCUAACAUUUGACCUUCUAAUACCGUUAUAAUCAUAUGCUGAUCUUCCGCAAAUAAUAGAAUUUAGAAUCUGGGCCGUUUUAUGAAACCUACUCGGCGACAUUUUGUGUCUAAAAUUAUUGGUCAUUUAGCUCACUGACAAAAUACCAACCCUACAGACGAUGGAAAACGCUUCUACCUGUUCUACGCUCUUGAAUUUUCAACCAGCUCUUGAGUGUGUACAUACAUUUUCAAUUUUCUCAAGCCAAAUAUAAACUCAGGCGGCGAACGGGCGUAAGAAUGUCGUAUCCAUUUCGGUUUUAGUUACGUCAUUGGAACAAUGAUACUGCUAUAAAAUGUUUUUGAUGACAGCUAUUUGCAUAAUCUAUGCCCAAGAGAUGUUAGUCUGGAACCGUUCGUUUUGAGAGUUGAACAAUUUUAUUGAAAUUGUUAUUAAGAGCCUCUCGUAAUCUGCUAAUCGAAUUUGGAUGGAAUAUCUGACAUCUUCAGAGCAACCAGUCUUUCUAGGAGCUAUUUUGCAGUGGUCGAAGGAAAUACAUUCGGUCAGGUAAAUCGCGAGUAAACAACAAACUUGCGAACAAAAGUGCGAGGUUUACAAAGGCUCUAUUAAUCAACAAUUGUAUCUUAUGGUAAUAGCUUCAAAGAACUGUUUAAACACUUCAAUGCGAUUGGUCAACAUUAGAAUCCAUUAGAACCCACGGGAUACUGGCCGGAACGUUCGAUCUAAUUUCCAUGACUUGAGGUUUCCGUGCGUUAAAUGAAGUGAAAAGAUUGAGUCAUAAAUGUCUUAACUACGUGGAAAUUGACUUUCUGGAGAGGUGACCUAAAUGAGGACGUAUCAAGGUAGUUUUACGACGAAGGAACCAACAAUUCGCCGGCAAACACAAUAUGAGCUCUAGUAAUAAGGAAUUGUUUGUCAACGGUUCUUCGUUCGAGGACGAGUAUGAGACUGCGAGACUCGCAUCCGUUAUUUAUCUGUGUGCCGUAGGAGUUUGUGGGAUUAUUGCAAACUGUCUGGUGAUUUUUGUAUUUUGGAAAUACCCAAAGCUCAGAACAGCCGCUAAUUUGUUUAUUCUGAACCUGGCAUUCUGCGAUGUGAUGCUUUCCAUCUUAGACAAUACUUUUUCAAUCGCGUCCACGUUGUAUGGAAGAUGGUUGUUUGGUCGCGCCGGUUGUGUUGUGUACGGGUUUUUCCACUACUUCUUCAUCUGCUGUACCGUUUCAACGCUAGCGGCGAUUUCUGUGGAUCGAUUCUUUUUUAUCACCCGGCCGAGCCAGACCCGGGCUGUUCAAGUAAUUACGAGACGAAAAGCGAUUGCAAUAGUACUCAUAAUCUACCUUUAUACCUUUUUGUUUACAUUUCCUCCAUGUGUUGGAUGGAAUUCGUUUGUGGAGGAAAAAGUUUUUUUCAGUGGCUGUUACAUUAACUUUGGCGAUCAAAGAACCUCAUCUAUUGUUUAUUCAGUUAUUGCACCUUUUUUUCUUUUUCUCGUGCCUCUUUCAGUCAUGAUCUAUUGCUACGCGCGCAUUUUUGUCGCUGUACGCCGAAGUACGCAGCGUACAAUAGGAAGAUCACUUGGAACGCCGAAUUCUGUCAAGAAGCGGUAUCCCGUCUUAAAGAGAACACACAUACAGACUGCGAAAAUGAUCAUAGUUGUUAUAUUUUUCUCCAUGAUCGUGUGGGUACCUUAUGUUGUCGUCUCGUUGAUCAAAGCUUCUGAUAGCUACAUUGACCCUCUCCUGUCACACAUUACAGUUGUGGUUGCUAAGUCGUGCGUGAUUUACAAUGUGCUUAUCUACGUGAUGUUAAACCGCAAGCUUAAAGCUGCGAUUUUGGAUGCAGUUUGUUGUGGGAGGCAAAGCUUUUUCCUAAUCGGAUCACCAAGUUCCGCCAACAACGUGAACAGAAAUAGAAUCAGUCGUAUUUUGAGCGAAACGGAGGUUCCUUCCCAAGUCGUUGAGGCCCAGAAGAAUAGAUUGAGUGCUUUGACACUGCAGCGAUCAAACGAGAAUAUGCUCGAAGAAUUUUCUGAUCAUCUUUCUCCGCCUUUUAUCCCGAAGGUAAAGAAUGGUGUUGUGAAAAGCGUAGAGUUUAAAGAUGGCCAAAGAAGAGACACAGUCUUUGGUACUAGCAAAGAGGAGUUGGAAGAAGUUCUUAAUGGAAGAGAUCCCAUACCGGCAUCAGAGUCCAAUGGUGAUACUUUUCACCAUGGAGAAGAUUUUUAUUCAAGACGAAAAAAAGUCUCAAAAAUACAGCGAUCUUUGAAUGGAAAUCAUAUGGGUAAUGGAUCAUUAAUUACCUUGCAUGAUGGAACAUCUGAUCAGAAUCAUUCGCGACAGGGUGCUAGUGAAAAGAGUACACCUUUGAACGCGACAGAUGUAACGUCGCCACGCAAUGGUACACUACCAAUUGAAAGAACACAACAUUUUACGCACGCAACAAAUGAAACGCCUCUGUGUACUUUACCACGAGAAACAGCUGGACAGAAUCUUCAACGCGUCCAUCACCUUUAUUCUUCGGCUACGAAUCCGCGAUCGCAAAAUCUUUCUUCACCAUCACAGAUGUACAAGAAAGGUACAAGACCUGCGAGCGCGCAACGAGUAAAGAAGAGAGAGUCACCCGAUUCGAGUAUUCCGCGCGCGAGUACGAGCACUGAUCAAGAAAGCGAUCUCUCGAGGACUUCUCGCGAGGGAUCUUUCGUUCAACGAUCGGUAAGUAAUUCACAUAAAACUAAGAAACUACGAUCUGGAAAUCGUAGAACGAACGGGAAAAAUACGAUGCCAUCGCGAACGAAAAGUCACGCAAGUUAUGCGAGAAGGGACCACAUAUCAAACAGGGAUCCACUCCACACUUCCGCCCAUGAAUUGCUGGAAAUACAGAAUUUUUGGAAGCGCAUGAGUCUGUGUCUAGACGAUAUUGAUUUGGAUGAAGUGACGAGAGAGAUGGAAAUGGUUUGA